This is a messenger RNA of Anthostomella pinea, 990 nucleotides long. The record is from the annotation of a GenBank genome assembly. Lineage: Eukaryota; Fungi; Ascomycota; Sordariomycetes; Xylariales; Xylariaceae.
AUGCCUUGGUUGACCCUCUUUGAGCACCUCCUAGGUCCUGCCAGGGUCGCCACUCUCGACCAGUGCAAAGAGGUAGCAAAGUCGAUCCUAGGAUCAUCCUACACCGACAUCCGCCCCGUCUCGCAGCAGGGCUCGCUCUCGUACACGGUACACCCUCUGCACGUCUGCCGCAUGCCCUGCAAGCCAGGGACCGCCGCCUCGACUGUAUCCGGGGCGUGCGAGGCCGAAGAUGAAGCCCAGAGCUCCAAAGCGAAACGGAUGACGCUGAGCGGCGAGCAUAAGAGGAAGCGCAUCACGUACCUACGAGCACUGGGUCGCUACUUUGCGCGGUGCUAUAUGCACCCGCAGCGCGCACCCGCCAGCGGCACCACCAACAAAGACGAAGACGGAGACAAAGAGACCCAAGAUGCCAUCCGCCGCAUGGGCAUCAUCCGCGACUUUGCGCCCAAGUUCAGCGACGCCAUCGCCGAGAUCGAGGCCGCGAUCCCGAUCCUCUUCAACCGCAGCACCGACAAAGGGGCCAAAGCUUAUCCGCAGGCCCUGGCCCACGGCGACCUUGCAAAGAGCAACAUCCUGCUCGACGAGACCGCUUGCGAUAUCACCGGCAUCGUGGACUGGUCCCUUGCGCGCAUUGCGCCCUUUGGCACGGAUCUCGGGGCGCUGUUCCUGAGCACGGGAAAUGACAACGAUGACGAGGACGAGAGGGUUGGAAAGGACGGGAAUGCCGAAGACACCUAUAUUGCUGGCGCGUGGAAAUACUACGACUGUCGUGCAGAGCUCGAGGACGCGUUUUGGGGCGAAUUCUGGGCCGCGACCGGUAUUGUGCAGGUGGCAGAGCAGGGCGAGGUUCGGCGCCAGGCCGAGAUGGCAGGACAGCUGAAGACCAUCACCAGCUUCUGCUUCAACAAGCUCGCCGAUGGGACUAUGACGGAUUCGAUAGUGAAGUUCAAUAAGGGUCUGGUGGUGGGUUUGUUCAGCGCCCACAAGUAG